Molecule: messenger RNA, 849 nt
Organism: Triticum turgidum subsp. durum (durum wheat)
Lineage: Eukaryota; Viridiplantae; Streptophyta; Magnoliopsida; Poales; Poaceae
Source: the annotation of a GenBank genome assembly
AUGGAGGCGGAGGGGGAGAUCGGUGUGAGCGGCGGUAAGAGGACCAGGGGGGAGGGCAUCGGCGGCGGCGGCGGCGAGCAGAUGGUGUCCGUCGGCAGCAACUGGGGCGUCAUCGAGCUGGAUGCUCUGGACUGCAGCGUCUGCUACGACAUCCUCCGGCCGCCGGUCUUCCAGUGUGUUAUGGGCCAUAUCAUUUGUUCGUCCUGCUAUGGCAACCUCCUGAACAAGGACAAGUGCCACGUGUGCUCGAUCACCGGCGGCUACAACCGCUGCAUUGCGGUCGAGCAGAUCCUAGAGUCCGUCCGGGCCCCUUGCUCCAACACCAAGUACGGGUGCAGCGUCAAGACGCAUUACCACGAGCUGAAGGAUCACGAGAAGUCAUGCCCCCGCGCGCCUUGCUUCUGCCCUGAAGCCGGGUGUGGCUUUGCCGGGUCCACCGGUGUGCUCCUGCGCCAUUUCACGGACGACCAUGGCUGGCCAUCAACUGAGUUCAAGUUCGGGUGUGAAUCGGUCCUGCAGAUCCUGGAAGGAAUGCAUGUUCUCCACAGCAGAGAGGGUGGCCGCCUGUUCCUGGUGAAAUUCACGCCGGUGCCGCCUUUCGGCAAUGCCGCCUCCAUUUUGCGUGUUCAUCCUCAUGCCCUUGUGGGGGAGCGCAAGUUCAGGUGUCAGGUUGGUUACAACUGCGACACCAUUGGUUGGCAUCAGUAUUCAAAUCUCCAUCCCAGAAGCACCAAUCUGUCCAACGGCUUACCGGUGGACGAUGGCAGUUACUCACUGGUUGUGCCAGCUGUUCCUGCUUACUUGCCCGCUGCUAACAGCAUCAAGGUCACUAUCUCGAGGGUAUCUUGA